Molecule: messenger RNA, 956 nt
Organism: Schistocerca gregaria
Lineage: Eukaryota; Metazoa; Arthropoda; Insecta; Orthoptera; Acrididae
Exons: 6
Coding region: 103-918 (271 amino acids)
Biological process (GO): proteolysis
Molecular function (GO): serine-type endopeptidase activity
Source: RefSeq, a predicted model, not a curated record
GCAGCUUGUUUCUCGCCGUUUUGUGUCAUCACAUAACAAACAUUUUAGAGUACGACAUUUAGCAGUGAUGCGCGCAUUACACUGUCGUUCGUACGUUACCCUAUGGUUUCUAUUGCAGUUUGGCAUCAGCUGCGCAGUUGUAGAGUGGUGCUAGCAGGCAAUUCACAGUACCUGAACGAGAGGGACUUCGACCCACCUACGCAGUUUAGACUCACAAAAAAAUGCGUAAUGUAUGACCCAAGAAAUAGAACUGUCCACGACAUCAUGGUGUGUUUCGUACAGCAGCCGUUCAUGGAGUCGCUAUACGUCAGCAAGGUCAACGUAGUUGGUUCUUCGGUUCCAACAAAUUUAACGUGCAUAGUAACAGGCUUUGGAUUAAGCGACGAAUCGCAUAAACAGUGCCUCGUGGGUCGGUCCAUUCUGCAGGAGAUUCCCAAUACGUGGGACUGCCCCGGUAUUCACGCCAGGGGCCCUACCUCGAUCUGCACCAGGGACACCAAGACCCAGGCGGUGUGUCCAGGCGACUUGGGUGCUGCAGCGAUCUGCCGCGUGGGCGGGAAUCUGCACCUGGUGGCUGUGGCGACGGGAGUCAUCUACAGCAGAAUGAAGCCACAUUCCUGCACUGUCGGCGUCGAGGGCAACGUCUACGUACAAGUCCACACCUACGCGAAGUGGAUGAAGAAGAUGGUGACGGACCUGAACGAUCAGUUGGAGCGGGAACCGCUGCCGCCGUGGCUGCCCAGCAGGGAGCCGGAGAGUCACGACCGCGACGAGGGGAGGAGUGGCACCGUCCGGCCACAGGUCUCCGGGUUGGACGUGGUGCUGUCGCUGCUGUUCCUGGUGCUGAAGGAUCUGGUGGCGACCGACAGGUGCAGUACUCGUCAUGCGUGCCGUGUUGGUCAAGUUUCGUCUGUGUAAAUGCUGACACGUAUAAAUAUAUCACAUAUAAAAAGUUA